Molecule: messenger RNA, 2277 nt
Organism: Tilletiaria anomala UBC 951
Lineage: Eukaryota; Fungi; Basidiomycota; Exobasidiomycetes; Georgefischeriales; Tilletiariaceae
Exons: 1
Coding region: 105-2192 (695 amino acids)
Biological process (GO): ribosome biogenesis; maturation of LSU-rRNA from tricistronic rRNA transcript (SSU-rRNA, 5.8S rRNA, LSU-rRNA)
Cellular component (GO): PeBoW complex; nucleolus
Molecular function (GO): RNA binding
Source: RefSeq, a predicted model, not a curated record
UUACGGCUUUGUGUACUGUGUGCGCUUUGCCCUUGAUAUCUGCUCACCAGGUAUUCCAACCCUUUCGAUUGUACGCAAGCAGAUUCCUGGAAUACAGCGCAACGAUGGCGAAAAUCAAGAAGAAGGGCACGUCCGGUGCGGCGAAGAACUACAUCACUCGCACGCAAGCCGUCAAAAAGCUGCAGCUCUCUCUCUCCGACUUUCGACGUCUCUGCAUCCUUAAGGGCAUCUUCCCCCGGCAGCCACGCCACGUGAAGCGGGCCAACAAAGGGAACAAUGCUCCAGCUUCGUUCUACUAUGCAAAAGACAUUCAAUUCCUCCAGCACGAGCCUGUACUCCAGACCCUGCGCCAGCACAAGGCAUUCGCGAAAAAGCUGAGCAAAGCGAUCGGCAAGCAGGAGUGGUCGCUCGCCAAGAGCUUGCAGGAGAACCAUCAACCAGUCGUGCGACUGGACCACAUCAUCAAACAGCGCUACCCGACAUUUACAGACUCGCUGCGAGACGUCGACGAUGCACUCUGCUUGCUCAACCUCUUCGCUCACUUGCCCGUUAACAACGGCGACCGCGGCAAGAGCCUCGUCAAUCACAAAGUCAUCGCCAAUUGUGCCACGCUUUGCGCGCAGUGGCAAGUCUACCUUAUGCGCACGCGCUCUCUGCGCAAGAUCUUCCUUAGCAUCAAGGGAGUCUAUUUCCAAGCCGAGAUCCGUGGCCAGCAGAUCACUUGGCUCGUACCGUACCUCUUCACGCAGCACAUCCCCGACGAUGUCGACUUCAGGAUCAUGCUCACCUUCCUCGAACUCUACCAGACGCUCAUCGGAUUCGUGAUGUACAAGCUCUACACUGACGAUAAUCUUGUCUACCCGCCGCACCUGGACGUGGAGAAGGACGAUGCCGGCGCGGGUGUCGGGGCCAUCACGCUAAGCGAGAAGAGCGCGGACGUGCUGGCAGGCAGGAACGAGACGGCCGCCGAAAGCAGCGAGGCGGAGAUGCAGGAGCAGAAGCAGACUGAAGCCGCAACUGCCGCGGUAAACGGGAGAAAAGUUUCGGCAAAGGACGUCAAGAAGCAGAUUAAGGCUAUCACGCGGAGCGGUGGUGCGGGAGUGCAGGAGGACAAUGAGAUGGUGGAUAACGCGGCGGCGACAGUGGAUGGGACAGCGAGUGGGAACGCAGCAGACUCGGACAAAUUCCAGCAAGCAUCAUCGAGCAAGGUCUCAACAGCAGAGGACGCGUCGUCAGCACCCCUGAUGACACUUGCCGAGCUUGAAUCGUCUUCUUCCUCAACCUCCUCCUCUUUCAACAUCUUUGCUCCGUACUACUUUUUUAUCUCGCGCGAGUGCCCACGGGCGCUGCUUGAGUUUGUCUUGCGAUGCUUUGGCGCGUCGUCCGAGCGCAUCGGCUGGGACCUCGUCGCGGGUACCGGCUUUGCACUCUCCGAGGACGACCCGCGCAUUACGCACCACUUCGUCGACCGGCCCGUUCCCGUCGGUGCAGAGGGCAAAUCCAUGUACGACGGCUCGCGGCACCCGGGCUCCAAGAGGGUGUAUGUGCAGCCCCAGUGGCUGAUCGACAGCGCAAACGCACGCAAGCUCCUGCCGACCGAGCCGUAUGCGCCAGGCAAGACGCUGCCACCGCAUCUGAGUCCAUUCGUCGAUGAAGAAGCGGUCAGGAGGAAAGGUGGGUAUGUGCCCGAAGCUGCGCAAGUCAGCGGGUCGAAGGAUGCAUCGGCAAACGACAGUGCAGUUGAAAAUAGCUCUGACGAAGAGGGAGAUAACGAAGAACAAAGUGCCGAUGUUGCGGACGUGGCACAGGAUGCCGCUCGACCGGCACUCGCUGCGCUACUGCAAGAUCCAAAGGACGGCAUGCUUCUCGAGUCCGCCGAGCUCGAAGCUGAAGCGGCUGGUGGGGAGGAGGAAGUGGAGCGCGUUCGACGGCUGCAAGCAGCUGCGUGCAAGUCCUCCAAGACAUCCUCGGCGAUCAAGACAGCAGCAUCGACGGGUGAUGUGGAAGCGCAGGAGGAGAAGGAAGCAAAGGAGAUGGCGCGUAUGCUCAUGUCGAACCGCCAGCGCAAGUUGUACAACAAGGUCAGCUACAGCCAGGGCAAGAAGGGCGAGGAGAAGAGGCGGCUCGAGGAGAAGAAGGCCAAGAUCGUCAAGGAUGAAAAGAAGGCGAGAAAGGCCGGAAAAGGCAAGUGAUCGUUGACGCUCGCAGGUGUGCAGCGGAGACGUCGCGCAUGGCAACAUUGUAUGAUAGGAGUGACAUUUAAUUGCAGUUCUUUGC